UUUCACAAUCCAUUGGUUAUAGUAUAUGGCUGUUUAGUGAUUUUACUAGUUAGGGCUACGUUUUUGGUUGCGAAACUUCUAUUUUAUUAUAUAUAUGUAUAUAUAUUUUAAAUCCUUGACUAGUACUAGGUAUGCUGUUGUAGGAGUUUAGAAAGUCAUGGUUAUAGGAAUUUUUUAGGAAUCUGUGUACUGUAGUUUCUAUGAAAUGGGCCCCUUGUUACAUGAUUUAAGAGUUGUAAUGAAAGUUUGUCCUGUUUAAAGCAUUAGGUACUUUUCUUUUUUCUUUUUCCUAUUUGUUGAAUUCUUCUACUAACUCGAGUGUGGAACUCAAGCGGCCUGUACGGAGUAAGGUACUUUUCUCUUUUAUUUUUCCUAUUUGCUGAAUUUCUGUUCAUUCAAAUCGGUCAAAUUGGCCUUAAUCAUCAUAAUCUGAACGCAUCUCUUGUAAUCCAUUAUUUUACAAAGCCUAUUCCUAUUUUCCUUGUUUUAAUCUAUACUAAGUUGUCCUUCAUCACUAGUAGAGAGUGUAUCACUCUUUAAAGGUAGAGAAGGCAUGCAACUUUGAUGGUGGUAGUGCUGUUGGAAGGACUGCCAGCAUUAGGUGGUUCAGGUGGCGUUGUUUUGUUAAUGGUAGUGCUUGUGCUCAUGUGAUGAACGUAAACUUGAAGUUGAGUAGAAGUGGAGGCAGAGCAAGUGCAGCUUAACAUGAGUGUGGUGGCGGUGGCAUCAGUUGCCUUGGUGGCAGUGGUGGUGGUCAUUCAAGUGGCCACGGUAGAUUUGUACUUUACCCUUCUAAAGAGAAUUGGCAUUGAAGCUCAGAGCAAUUGCAGAGGUCAUCUACUCACCUCAAUUCUUUCGCUAAUUCCUACUUUAAUUUGUUUGGAUUACCAGCUUCGGAUCAUUAUAAAACCAAAGCCAUGCAUUGGAGUUGGGCCUUUAUGUACUGCACAGCAGAUGCGUUACCAUGUUCUUCGGCUAUUACAUGGAAUUUGGACUCCUAUUCCUCGAUCUAUGAAAGAUUAUAUUACAUAUUUUAAAGCCCAAUGGUUAUCAGAGUCUUCAUACUCCAUUUCAUUAUGAGAGCAUGUUUCGGCUGGAAGUUCAGGUCACCUUCUGAAUCUUUAUUCUUUCCCAAUUAUGCAAUUAUUCUCC
This is a messenger RNA of Camellia sinensis, 1152 nucleotides long. Lineage: Eukaryota; Viridiplantae; Streptophyta; Magnoliopsida; Ericales; Theaceae. The record is from RefSeq and is a predicted model, not a curated record.